AUGGCUUUAUUAGUGUAUGUCAAUGACAUUCUUAUUGCUAGCAAUGAUAUGACUUUUGUUAAUACUUUCAAGAAUUUCCUUGAUCAAAAGUUUAAACUUAAAGAUCUUGGACCUUUGAAGUCUUUUUUGGGCCUCGAAGUAGCAAGGAAUACAUCUGGAAUUUCUUUGUCCCAGAGAAAAUAUGCUUUAGACAUAUUAUCAGAUAUUGGUUUCCUUGGUUCUAAACAAGUUAAAAAACCUAUGGAACAACAUCUAAAGCUGUCCAGAUCUGAUGGUGAUCUGCUUGAAGAUCCCAAACUUUAUAGAAGAUUGGUUGGCAGGUUACUCUACCUCACCAUUACCAGACUAGAUCUUACUUUUGCAGUUCACACAUUAAGUCAGUUUAUGGAUUCUCCUCGGCUACCUCAUUUACAAGCUGCUCAUAGAGUCAUUCAAUACAUCAAAGACUCACCUGGUCAGGGCCUAUUUUUUCCUUCCAAUUCAAACUUAAAACUCAAUGGUUUUGCUGAAUUUGAUUGGGCAAGGUGUCAAGACACCAGAAGAUCUAUCACAGGUUUUUGCAUAUUCCUUGGCAGCACUCUUAUCUCUUGGAAAUCAAAGAAACAAUCCAUGGUUUCAAGAUCAUAA
Molecule: messenger RNA, 627 nt
Organism: Juglans regia (Persian walnut)
Lineage: Eukaryota; Viridiplantae; Streptophyta; Magnoliopsida; Fagales; Juglandaceae
Exons: 1
Coding region: 1-627 (208 amino acids)
Source: RefSeq, a predicted model, not a curated record